Molecule: messenger RNA, 384 nt
Organism: Plasmodium cynomolgi strain B
Lineage: Eukaryota; Apicomplexa; Aconoidasida; Haemosporida; Plasmodiidae
Product: 60S ribosomal protein L26
Exons: 3
Coding region: 1-384 (127 amino acids)
Biological process (GO): ribosomal large subunit biogenesis; cytoplasmic translation
Cellular component (GO): cytosolic large ribosomal subunit
Molecular function (GO): RNA binding; structural constituent of ribosome
Source: RefSeq, a predicted model, not a curated record
AUGAAGUUUAACAAGCAAAUAUCCUCCUCCCGAAGGAAAAUGAGAAAGGCGCAUUUCACGGCGCCAGCUGGACUUAGAAGGAAAAUUAUGUCCUCCAAACUGUCAAAGGAGUUGAGAUUAAAAUAUAAGACGCGAGCUCUGCCAGUGAGGAAGGACGACGAAGUCCUCAUUUGCAGAGGACACAACCACGGCCGAGAAGGAAAAGUUGUGAAGAUAAACAGAAAGCGAUUUAAAAUAUACGUGGAAAGAGUAACCAGGGAAAAGGCAAACGGAGAGUCCACCUUCAUUGGUAUCCACCCGAGCAACGUCAUCUUGACCAAACUGAAAAUUGACAAGAACCGUAAAAAGAUCCUCGACAGAAAGGCGCCAAAGGAGAAAAUGUAA